AUUUUAAGUAACAGAGUGAACUAUGGAAAAAAAACAAGAAUCUUUAUUGAUCGGUAUAAAUACGUACUUUCUAGUAGAUUUUCCCGGUCAUAUGCAUCUUAGAUUCUAUCUGGAUCACUUAGGUACAAUCAAUGAAAUUUUGCCCGCUCCCAGAAUAAAAACGUGGGCGUUGAAUCUGCACAGUAGGACAAUAUUUACGCGCGCUAUUUCAUGUGACACUUCACAAUACUUAUGUUUAUUUAUAUUUUCUUUUUGACUUCGCAGAUUAUUACACUCCUUUAGUGACAUUGCUUUUAUUAAUCGAUAGCUUGGUUUAAAAUAGCUAUGUGACGUAUUUUUUCCCAGAAAAAUAUAUUUAUAAAUUGUCAGCACUGUUGUUGAAGAAGCGUAACAUUUGAAAUGGGGAAAUAAUGAGCUGAUAUUAAGUGUUAUAAGAAACGGAGUGUCUGAAUGUUGUAUGUAAAUGCAUUGAACAAAAGCAUAAACAGGAAAAACGACUAUUAUUAAUGAUGGAAGAUUGGUUGUUCGGAGGUGGUGAUGAGGCUUAUGAUAAGGAAAUGGUGCUGCAGUUUACAGAUAGUUCUAAUACAUGGAUGACUUUACCAGAAGAACGCGGGAUUUCUUUAAGUAUUGAUGAUUUAAAGGCAAGUUUAGACCCAGUAUUGGUAGCUAUGGUAUUACAUCACGAUCAACUUCUGCCAGAAUCUACAUAUAACGUUGUUAUGCGUAUGUUUCAAAAAGGAAUUAAAAGAGAAAACAUUUGCGAAUAUCUGAUCAAACAAUUGCCAUCUACUGUUAGGUUACAAAAUUUGACAAAAGUUCUUGAUAGAUGUGGUUAUACAGACUUGUCAGCAAAGCUUGUAUUUAACUCAUUUAAAUGGAAUAGUGCAUACACAUGCGUGUCCAAUCCAUCAAAUGGUUCCAUCCCAAGUGCUAACCGGCUUUACACUAACUUAAAACGUUUGGUAAACAACGCACAACUGAGUAAACCAAGGCGUUUCCUAAGGAAAAUGGCAAACAGAUGCUACUUGACUAUGACAAAAGAAAUGGACCCUCGCCGUAAACAGACCCUUGCUGACCAAUGCAUAGCGAUCAUUGGCGCAGAGACGGACACUAUUGCCAUAACAUUUGAUAAAACAUUAUGCAGACAUGUUUUAUUUACACAGAUGAAACAUAUCAGUCGGGAGACCAGUAAUACAUUGAUUUCCGAUUUAGUUUAUUAUGGCCGUCUCGCGAAUGCUUACGCAAUUGCCGGUGAUUACAAAAUGUGUGAGCAAAUUCUUCAUGGAGCAAAAUGCAAAGCCUAUAUCACCGGUCCUUGUAUUGAAUUUGUCAAUUUAGUAUACAUAAUUGCUUACGUGACUCUAUGGCAAUUUGAAAAAUACCCUACCGCGGAAUAUAGAUCUAAUUUGCUAAUGUGGGGAAGAAUUGGUCUGAAAUGUGUAGAGGAAGACUUUGUUGACAAUAAAAAUCAAUGGAGACGAAAUUUGCUAUUAAGAAUGAUUCUGUGCCUUUUAGGGCUAGGUAACAGGGCAACUGUGAUUGAGGAUUGUCCCAUAGACGAAUCUUCCAUUACGGAGGCUAAAUUAUUACUUGCAGAAUUUGACAAAUAUUGGGACGGCAUAGAAACAAGAAGGAAGAUGUUUUAUUAUGUUGCAAAAGCGAGACUUUGCGAACUUGAAAAACGCCCCCUGGAUUGUUUACAGUAUCUGAGAAUAGCGUUCAUACUAUCGAUGAAAGGAAAUUUUGAAGAAAUAAGGUUCAUUUCAGCGUAUUAUAAUAAUGUGGAAGAAAUUGGGCGUUAUCCUGAAUUUUGCAGACGAAUAUACAUGAAACACGCCGAUCAGAUCCAAGUUAAUCCUCCUGAAAACCUGGCACAAGGAACGAUUGACCAUGAAUUAGUAAGAAAGGAAGUUCACUUCGACAGAACCUUAAAUCAAAACUUUACUGUUAUCAGGACACAAGAUAUCAAAGAAUCCUGUCAGGUAUCUUCCUCGCUGCAAUCAAAAAGGAGAAUUCAACCUAUCGGAUGCUCAAAUGUAUCACAAAAUACAUCAUUUUUCAAUAUUCAACUAACAACGGAACAACAGAAGAAGGCAUAUUCAAUCAUGACUAAAUGCUGUGAGGAUGACAGUUAUUUCCCGUCCUCAGAAAGAUCCCCGCCGUCAGGGGAUUCUCAACCAGGUAGUCCAGUUGAUCCAUAUAGAAACCACGGAAACGAUACGCAAUUAGAAUAUGCUGCAAGAACACGCGAAGCGGACUGUAAAAAUAAAAAUAUUGAAACAAAUGACAGAGACCAAGCCAAUAAAAUUAUCGAUGGUGAAUAUCCCGGAAUAAACAAUUAUGGCAAUUUGGAGAAAGAACACGGAACGGGUCAAAUAAAAGAUAAUAACACUGAAAGCUUGGGAUAUUCGGGCGAAGCAUUUCCUACAUAUGAUAGGAAUGCAAUAAGCUAAAUUACUUUGAACCCUUCAAGUAUGUUGAAACAAACGCCUGUUCAGCUAGCCUGCUAAAGAGGAGUUACAGGACCAUUAGCCGAAUGGGUUUCUCUCUGAUACAGUGACCUUGUGUUUGACCUUUACGUCGCAAUGUUCAAAGAAUGAGUUCCCUUACGGAAAUAUUAAAGUUUGCCGCGAACACUUGCUGCGAUCAUGCCGCGAAUAUCCGGCGAACAUGUCGCGAACACUUUUGAUUCAAUUGGUAUAAUUGUUCGCGGGAUGUUCGUUUGGUGUUCACUUUUCACAUGCUAUUAGUUUUGCCGCGAACAAGUUGCCGCGAACUUCCCGCGAACAAGUAGCUGUGAACUUCCCGCGAACAAGUUGCUGCGAUCAUCGCGCGAACUAGUUGCUGCGAACAUCCCGCGAACUAGUUGCUGGGAACAUGCCGCGAACUAGCUGAAAACCAUCUUUACAGAAAUUGUGUACAAAAAAGCAUGUACAGAAAAAGUGCAAAAACAAAUGAAUUAGUAGGAAUCAGGAAUAUAAAUUUACUGAAUAAACUUGAACGCUGAGGUUGUAACAAAUCCAAAUUGUCAAUGUCUGAACUUUUUCAUAUCAUAUUUGGAGCAUUUUAAACAAAGUUUUAAUGAUAUGAUAUGUUUGAAUUUUAACUGUUACUUGUCAUUUCAAUAAAAGUGUCUGAGUGCAUGUAUUCAUUUCAUCCCGAUGUUUUUCUUCACACUGCUUAUAAGUUAUAUGUAUCACUACAAAUCUAUCAUAGUUUUACAUGUUAAUUGUCAGACUUAAGAAGCUUAAAAAUUGUCAAAAUAAGCGUUUUAUAUUUCUUUUUAGAUAAUCUGAUACAGCUCUGCAAAAGGUUAAGCAUAUCUAUUUCAUUUUCAAAAUUCCUUAUGUUUACUGAGAUAUAUGAGUAUACUGUAGAUAUUAAACAUAAAUUUUCUGACUUACAACAAAAAAGUAUAUAUUCCUAUCAGCCUGUAAGAAUCACUCAUGAAAACUGUCUGUAAUGCACACAGCUUUUCUAAACAUGUCCAGAAUAUCUGGUUGUAAUUAACUUAUCAGACUCAUACUGUGACCUUACAGAUAAUGUUACAAAUUAAUUGAUCUACAAUUACCUGCCCUUAUAAAAGCUCUUCAGUAACAGUUUACCAAAAUAUUAUAAUCUUCUAAGUUCUUCUUGCGAACAUGCCGCGAUCAUUGCUCUUCCUGCGAAUAUCCCGCGAACUAGUAUCAAACCAAUCGCGGCAUGAUCGCGGUAGCAGCGAAUAUCCCGCGAAUACUUCCUGCGAAUAGGUAUGUUCGCGGCAUGUUCGCGACAUGUUCGCAGCUUUUUGACCAUUUCGUAAGGGUUGCGACGUAAAGGUCAAACACGUCUGAUUUAUAUAUGAAUUUUGAUAUUCCUAUUCCGUGUAAGGAUUUUGGAGAAUUUCUUUAUAUAGUGAAAUCCAAAUAUGUGAGUUAUACAACAUUCUGCAUUUGUUGGAGCUUUCUGAAUUUUGGGUAGAUCUAUAUAUUAAGAAUCGUUUUUGAUUUUAUGUCUAAAACUAUUUUCUUAUAGAAAAUGAAAAAAUUGAAAAGUA
Molecule: messenger RNA, 4039 nt
Organism: Mercenaria mercenaria
Lineage: Eukaryota; Metazoa; Mollusca; Bivalvia; Venerida; Veneridae
Exons: 2
Coding region: 507-2456 (649 amino acids)
Source: RefSeq, a predicted model, not a curated record